Chenopodium quinoa (quinoa) is the source of this 1878-nucleotide messenger RNA. Its product is annotated as probable pectate lyase 4. Gene Ontology annotation, molecular function: pectate lyase activity. The record is from RefSeq and is a predicted model, not a curated record. The coding region runs from base 211 to 1389 and encodes 392 amino acids. Lineage: Eukaryota; Viridiplantae; Streptophyta; Magnoliopsida; Caryophyllales; Amaranthaceae. The transcript is spliced from 4 exons.
AUAACUUAUUUUGGUGCUAAAAAAACCUUGCUAAAUGGCAAUAAUAAGAACCUAACAGAAAAAAAGAGCACAAAAUAUUAACAAACUUUAUUUAAAACGCGUUACUUCUUCUAAUAAAUAGUUCUCUUGCUAUCUUAACAAUUUUUCAUCACCCAAAAUAAUAAUUAAAAAAAAAAAAUCACCCUCUCUUAAACUCCUACCCAAACAAACAUGGCUAGUAAAUUUGUAUCUUUGCUCAUUUUCUCUUUUUUACUAGCCAUGGUACCAAAAACAUGUUUGGGUAAGAAAUCCGGCCUUGCAACGUUUAAUGCCAUUGAUGUUUGUUGGCGACGAAACCCUAAUUGGGUUAAUAGUAGGGAAGAUAUUGCAAAAUGCUCGGCGGGUUUUGCAGGUAAAAUGAUUAAUAACAUUGGCAAAGAUGUGAACAAAUAUGUAGUCACUGAUCCUAGUGAUAAUGCAAUGAGCCCGAAAGCGGGAACUCUUCGGUAUGGAAUGACUAUGGUACCGGGGAAAGUAUGGAUCUCAUUUCAAAAAGACAUGGAGAUUAAACUUGAAAGGACUCUUGUUGUUGGUAGUUAUACAACCAUUGAUGGUAGAGGUGCUAUCGUUCAUAUCACUAAUGGAUGCCUCUUGCUAUACAAGGUUACUAAUGUGAUCAUCCACGGGUUGCGAAUUCACCAUUGUCGAUCCCAACCAGCAAGCUCGGUUAUGGGACCUGGUGCAAAGUUGUUGCCAAUGAGCAAAAUGGACGGCGAUGCCAUAAGAAUGCUUGGCUCAACAAAGGUGUGGAUAGACCACAAUACCCUCUACAGGAGCGAAGAUGGCCUCAUCGAUGUAACCCUUGGGUCAACCAACAUUACCAUCUCCAACAACUGGUUUCGCGACCACAACAAGGUCAUGCUACUAGGCCAUGAUGAUGAUUUCAAGGACGACAAGAACAUGAAGGUCACGGUUGUCUACAACCGAUUUGGCCCCAACUGCCACCAGCGUAUGCCAAGAGUUCGUCAUGGUUAUGCUCAUGUAGCUAACAACUUAUAUCUAGGAUGGGAAGUUUAUGCCAUAGGAGGAAGCAUGAGCCCAAGCAUAAAGAGCGAAUCUAACCUCUUUGUCGCUCCUAAUUCUGGAUCGAAACAAGUAAAUUCUUUUGCUCCAUUAGAGUGGCUUAUCUUAGACAUACAUAAAUCAAGUAAUGCUGGAAAAGGGAUAUGGAACUUUAAAUCAGUGGGAGAUGUCUUAGAAAAUGGAGCUUCUUUCAACGAAACCGGUUCGGGUUUUGUAAAACCAAACUACAACAAUGAAGAAAGAUUUCCCGUCGAAAGUGGUAGGAUUGUAAGGCAACUUACAAGAUCAGCUGGGGCUCUACGUUGCCAAGGAGGAUCAAUCUGCUAAAUAGAUUCAUUUGAUUAUGUAAUUUUUGUUAUAUGAUCAUGAAGAUCAUUUAAGUUUCACUGCAAAAUCAUGUGAAUCAUUCAUAUGAGGGAGUUUAUUAAAUCAAUGUAUGUUAACAUGGUCCCUUCCAAAAAAAAAAAAAAAAAUGUAUGUUAACAUGGGUGUUCAAUACAUGUAUGAGAUAUCAAAUAUUAAUUCGAUCAAUAAAAUUUUGAUCCCAUAAUAUUUUCCACUGUAAAGGAAGGCAUUUGAGUUUGUCUCUAAUUAAGAAUAACACAAACCGGUGGGUAGUAGAAGGGCCGGAUCCACAAACGCGUCAAAGGCCUUUGCGCGAGCUAGGCUAACAAAAAUUUGUGGUUACUUGAGCCUUCCCUAGUUCCCUGGAGUCCUCUAACAAAGCUUAGUAGAAGGUCGGACAUUACAAAAUGAGUGAAACUGUGAGAGACUGAAAGACCUUGUACGCCGAAUUACUACAAAAUCAUGUGAAUC